Molecule: messenger RNA, 531 nt
Organism: Helianthus annuus (common sunflower)
Lineage: Eukaryota; Viridiplantae; Streptophyta; Magnoliopsida; Asterales; Asteraceae
Exons: 1
Coding region: 1-531 (176 amino acids)
Source: RefSeq, a predicted model, not a curated record
AUGCAUCAACUCUGGUGGAUGGAAACUUUAAAUGAUUAUGAAUGCGAAAUUCGUUACCAUCCCGACAAGGCUUAUGUUGUAACUGAUGCCUUCAGUCGGAAAGAAAGAAUUAAACAAAUAAGAGUUUGUGCUACAAGAAUCGAGCUACGGACCAGCGUAAAUGAGAAGUUGUUGGACACUGAAAAGCAAGCUUUAUUGGAGGCGAAGGGUCCAAAUGAAGGACUAGGUGGAACUGUAGAACAAUUAGCAUCUGGAAAGGAUGGAAUUUUAAGAUUUAAUGAUACGAUCUGGAUUUCCAUCUUUGGAGGACUCAGAGAUCUGAUUCUUGAAGAAUCACAUAAUUCAAAAUAUUAUGCACAUCUUGGUGGAGAUAAGAUGUACCAAGAUCUAAAGAGGAACUAUUGGUGGAUGGACAUGAAGAAGUCCAUAGCCACCCAUGUAGCUAUGUGUCUGACGUGUUCGCAAGUCAAAGCUGAACAUCAGAAACCGUUAGGCUUAACACAACAAUUGAAAAUACCCAAAUGGAAAUGA